Molecule: messenger RNA, 4342 nt
Organism: Lampris incognitus (smalleye Pacific opah)
Lineage: Eukaryota; Metazoa; Chordata; Actinopteri; Lampriformes; Lampridae
Gene: sgsm3
Product: small G protein signaling modulator 3
Exons: 21
Coding region: 311-2578 (755 amino acids)
Molecular function (GO): protein binding
Source: RefSeq, a predicted model, not a curated record
UUUAGGCUGGAAAAGCCGGUGGGAAAACACUUGGAGGCGUAGGGAUACGAGAGAGAAACACGUUGCUAGCAGGUGUAUGACGCAAAACGGAGCGGAGAACUAUGACCCAAAUAUAGUGGUGAUGAUGAUGAUGAUGAUGGCGUUGUGAAGCUGGUCUGUUACUGACAUCAGGAGCACCUCCGGCAGUCAGCAGAGUGGUUCCCUUAACUUAAGAAUGAUGUGGGUGGGUGCUAGCUGCUGAUGUAUUUCCCCCAGAGUGGCUGUUAGCUCUCUGUGCAGAUAGACGCUGUUCCCUGUGCCACCCAGCAACAUGUCAGGUGGCUACACACCGGCCCCAGGGGGGCCCUUCUCAGCCCUCACUCCCAGCAUGUGGCCCCAGGACAUCUUGGCGAAGUACCAUCAGAAAGAUCCCUCAAUGGAAUCUGAACUCAAGUAUGAUGAGUUUGGCUUCAGAACAGACAGUGAAGACGGUGAGGAACCAAGGACAUGGAUUGGCAGUGAGGGCUCACCGCAGCGAGAGGACCCCCAGCAGCGCCUGCGCUGGCAGGCCCACUUAGAGUUUACUCACAACCACGCAGUGGGGGACCUAACCUGGGAGCUUAUCUCCCCUGUCCUGUCGCGUUCUGAGCGCCUGCACUCCCUUGUUCUGGGAGGCAUACCUCACAGCAUGAGGCCACAGCUGUGGAUGCGUCUCUCUGGGGCUUUACAGAAGAAGAGAACUUCUGAGAUCUCUUACAAAGAAAUUGUCAAGAACAGCUCCAAUGAUGACACAACCACAGCCAAGCAGAUAGAGAAAGACCUUUUGCGGACUAUGCCAUCCAACGCAUGUUUCAGCAGUCUGGUCAGUGUCGGCGUGCCUAGGCUGAGGCGGGUGCUGAGAGGUCUGGCCUGGCUCUAUCCAGACAUAGGCUACUGUCAGGGCACUGGCAUGGUGGUUUCCUGCCUCCUACUCUUCCUGGAGGAGGAGGAUGUGCUGUGGAUGAUGUGUGCCUUAAUCGAGGACCUCCUCCCCGCUUCCUACUUCUCCUCUACCCUGCUGGGCGUCCAGACGGACCAGAGAGUCCUCCGCCAACUCAUCGUCCAGUACUUGCCUGCUCUUGAUCGCCUCCUGCAGGAGCACGACAUAGAAUUGUCGCUGAUCACACUACAUUGGUUCCUCACAUCAUUUGCCAGUGUGGUGGAUAUUCGGCUGCUGUUGAGGAUUUGGGACCUGCUCUUUUACCAGGGCUCUCUGGUGCUCUUCCAGGUCACAUUGGGCAUGCUCAAGAUCAAGGAGGAGGAGCUGGUAUCAUCAGAAAACUCGGCAUCCAUCUUCAAUACAUUGUCAGACUUACCCAGCCAGCUGAGAGAUGGACCUGCGCUAUUAGGGGAAGCAAUGAGGCUGGCGGGGUCAUUAUCUCAGGAAACACUGGAAGCCCACCGUCACAAGCAUCUGGCCUACAUCCUCAAUGAGCAGGCCCAGCUCAGCAAUGGAAACAAUGGGACGCUCAACACCAACCUCAACAAGGUGGUGAGGAGACAAUCCCUGCGCAGGAAGUCCACACUGAGCUCUCUGUUGUUCGGGGAGGAUGAGGCAGAGGCCCUGAAGUCCAAAAACAUCAAGCAGACGGAGUUGGUUGCAGCCCUGCGAGAAGCUAUCAGCCGCAUUGCAGAGCAUUUCAACUGUCUGGAUCCACACCACUCCAGCACCGACCUGACCCCUGACUAUUCCAUGGAGAGCCACCAGCGGGACCAUGAAAACUUCCUAGUUGUGUCUCGUAACCGACGGCGACGAGCCAAAGCUCUUUUGGACUUUGAGCGCCAUGAUGAUGAUGAGCUGGGUUUCAGAAAAAAUGAUAUAAUUACUAUCAUCUCACAGAAGGAUGAGCACUGCUGGGUGGGAGAACUCAAUGGUCUUAGAGGUUGGUUUCCAGCAAAGUUUGUUGAGAUCCUUGAUGAAAGAAGCAAAGAGUACUCACUAGCAGGCGAUGACUCUGUGACGGAGGCGGUGACAGACCUGGCUAGAGGGACUCUGUGUCCAGCCCUCAAGGCCAUCUUCCAGCAUGGCCUCAAGAAACCAUCCAUACUUGGUGGGGCCUGCCACCCAUGGCUCUUCAUAGAGGAGGCGGCCAGCAGAGAGGUUGAGAGGGAUUUCAACUCAGUAUAUUCCAGACUGGUGCUGUGUAAAACCUACAGGUUGGAUGAAGAUGGGAAGGUACUAACACCUGAAGAGCUGCUAUACAGAGCAGUGCAGUCGGUGAACCUGAGCCAUGACACAGCACAUACCCUGAUGGAUGUCAAGUUCAGGUCCCUUAUCUGUGUGGGUCUCAAUGAGCAAGUGCUCCACCUGUGGCUGGAGGUGCUGUGCUCCAGUAUGGCUGCCGUAGAGAAGUGGUACCAUCCAUGGUCCUUCCUCCGCAGCCCCGGCUGGGUGCAGAUCAAGUGUGAGCUCAGGGUCCUUUCAAAGUUUGCCUUCAGUCUCUCUCAAGAUUGUGAACUACCUGACAGAAAGGAGGAGAAAGAGCAGAGGCCACUGAAAGAGGGAGUGCAAGACAUGCUGGUGAAGCAUCACCUCUUCAGCUGGGACAUCGACGGCUAGACACUAAAAGACUGCAGAAAAACUGCUGCACCCCCUCCUUUCCUUGUGUGUGUGUGUGUGUGUGUGUGAGCCAUCUUUUAAGCUGAUGUUCACAGACUGAUAACAGUCGUACAUCUAAAUCCAACAUCACCUGCAGCUGGAGACUGUAUCACAAUUAUGAAGCGUUGCACUUCCUCCUUCAUUCCACAGAUUCGGUGAUGUGCACCAUGUAGUUUGCCAAACUUCUCUGCCAAAAAAAAAGAAAAAUCAGCAUCCUCUGCAUCAACUUAAUCUGUGUUGCAGUCGCUGAGCACAGAGCGAGCGCCUUUAUUUUUCUAAGGUCAUGAUUAAGUUCAGUCUGUGUUUUAUGCUGUAAGCUUUUAAAGUCGGAUGGAAGUGGUUUAUCUUUCAGACUGUCUUUCGGACGUUGCGUUGGUUUGUGUGGCGUGACGUGUGCAUGCGUAAGCAUACUUCAGAGUCUGAUGUUUGUCUGGUAAAUACUAGUUAAAUCUUCACUACCGUAAGCUAAUGGUACAACACUCCUUGUGCACAAAGCACAUAGCUUGUGGACUGGAAAGUUCGUCCCUCAGAACGUUCAGUAAAGAGUAUUUUUGUAGUGUGUCCUCACAGCUGUGUGAUGCCUGCGUGACUGUGUCUGUCUGCAGUGAAGCAGUGACAAAUGGACUGUAGGUCAUUCCUUUCUGCUCCUUGUGUUUGUAUGUUAAACACAGCAACGUGAUAAGCACUCGACUUUGUCGUGGACCUACCUUCCCCAGUAGUCCCAGUGUACUACUCAAAUGUAGUGAAGUAGAUGAGUCCGUCCAAAUGCUGCCGACGUUUAAAUGUGUUAAUUCUGUAGGGGAGCGCUACUUUACUUUCCUCUGUACCCGAAAACGCCACUGGGUGCUCAUUAAAUGUUCAUGUCACAUCCGCUAAGUCAAGUCAAGUCAAGUCAAGUCAAGUCAAGCCUGUCCAGCCAGACUGGUCUCACCACUCGCUGCUGACUGAAGAGUGGUGAACAGUAGGUGAGACCAGCGAACAGUAGGUGAGACCAGCUGCUGACUGAGCAGCGGUGCAGUAGGUGCACUGGUACGACACAGUUUAAAUCAAAUGGGUUUCAGCUACGGUGGCUGAGAAGCACACGUGUCGUUACGUUUAGAGGAAACCUAUAUAAAUGUUACAUAAAUGUAUGAGAUGGCCUAUAAUUUGUUAUUUGUCUUUGCUUUUUGUACAAAAAGUGUACAUUUUGAGAUGUGAUUUGUGACUAGAUAAGCUUGUGGAGGAUUUAGAUGAUGACAUACUCAGUAGUGCUCGGUGGUCGAUUUGGUCACAUUGAUUUUUGAGUUGAACUCCAGCGUUCAUGUAAACCAAGCACUUCUCUGUGUUACAGUAGAUGUAAUGCUGGCAUUCAGCCAGUAGUACGUACCCUGUUCGAGCAAACUAUUUACUGUCUACCUUAUCGCAACUUUUCAUGACCCGUGUUGGUCUGUUUUCACUUGAUGUUUAAUAGCUGAUUUAAGUGGUUGACAGAUGACUAGUUACUAGUGGCAGUUUUGAUUUUCCCCUGUUGCCAAGAAUAUAUUUUAUUCCCUCAGAUUAAAUCUGAUCUUUCAGCAACCAGCUUUAAGUUUGACGACUUUUUUUUUUUUGGCUUAAAAAUACUGGUGAGGUAAAGGUUUGUGAUAUUUUCACAUCUUCAAACACUUGUAAUUUAAAACGGUUUUCAAUUUGGUACAUUUGAGCCCAAGUAUAAAUCACACAUUAAAUACACUGUCCAAGUAUAAA